Molecule: messenger RNA, 513 nt
Organism: Symbiodinium pilosum
Lineage: Eukaryota; Dinophyceae; Suessiales; Symbiodiniaceae
Source: the annotation of a GenBank genome assembly
GAGAGAUUGAUACCAGCAAUCUCAAAGCAGCAUGAGGAGGCGGUGCGGCGAGCACCGCCUCCUGGGCCCCCGGCAUCCGGGAGUCCAUCGCCCGGCGGCAGCUUCCGCCCCCGUGCCCGCCGCUUGGAGGAUGCGCCGCAGGAGGCUGCAGAAUUGGCUGUGGGAGAUUUGGUAUGUGUACAGGGUCUAGCAUCUGCGGCGCAGUACAAUGGCGAGAAUGGCACCGUACGAAACAUUCGGCCUGACGGCCGCAUCGAGAUCGAGCUUGUCCUUGACCAUGCUGAUGCCUCCACUGGAAGCAGUCCCCAAGCAGGGGGUGGUGGAGGAGGAGGAGCUGUGCACAGCAAGGUCCUUGCUGUCCGGCCCGAGAAUCUGCAGCGCCUGGCGACUGCUCCGCUGCCUACACAGUGCUCCGGACUCCUCGGGCAAGGUGCCGAGGCGCUAACGCUGGAGGACUUCGACCCCAGCCGAGCUCGACCUCAUGAGGACUCCGACGAGUCAGCAGCAGUUUGA